This is a messenger RNA of Petromyzon marinus (sea lamprey), 1809 nucleotides long. RefSeq names its product ribonuclease P/MRP subunit p38 (gene RPP38). Gene Ontology annotation, cellular component: nucleolar ribonuclease P complex; fibrillar center; ribonuclease MRP complex. The record is from RefSeq and is a predicted model, not a curated record. NCBI's taxonomy places the organism in Eukaryota, Metazoa, Chordata, Hyperoartia, Petromyzontiformes, Petromyzontidae. Gene Ontology annotation, biological process: tRNA 5'-leader removal. Gene Ontology annotation, molecular function: ribonuclease P RNA binding; ribonuclease P activity.
GUUUAAAGCGAUCCCGAAUCGCCGGAGUCGAAUCGCUCGAAGGGGGAAGAAGGCGGAACCGGCAGCUCCACGUGGGCUCCCAGGCCGCGUGGGUUCCAGUUGGGAGUCCCAACUCGGGUCCACCGACCGAGCCAUCGCCCGCCCCUCACCGGCCGUGCUGGGGCUGCCUUCUUCGUGUCCUCGGCCCCCUACCCCGAGACUCCGCGGAGGCCAUGGCGGCUAAGGCCUCGAGGCAGCGGCCCGCGCGGGUGAAAGCGGCCCUGGGCGACCCCUUCCACCUGGCGUGGCCUCCCCUGGACGAGACCCUGGGCGAGGAGCUCGUGGAGGAGCUGAGGGGGGCGCUCGGCGCCGCGGGCCUCGGCAGGGCCAAGGGCCGGCACGGGGACGCGGCGGGAAGGAAGCGCCGGGCAAAGAGGGGAGACGGUGCCAGCGAGAGGAGGAAAGCGACGGACGAGAAGAUGGAGGGCGAGGGGCUAAAGGGGGGCGACGAGAAGAUGGAGGUAGGCGGCAGGGCUGAGAGUGCGAUGAUGGGCAAUCGAGAGGCGAGCGUGGACGAUGACAGUACGGAGAUGAAGGAGAAAGCAGUGGACGAAGAGAGAGUCAACAGGACGGGGGAGGAGGGGGGUAAGACUGACAACACUCAAGCGGCGAGGAUGGACAAGGCGAAGUCUGUGGACGACGCGAACGAGGAGGUGCACGCCAAAGUCGCGGACGAGACCUCGGGUGACGCAGGCCUGUCGGCUGGCCCCCGUCGCGGUGGCUGGAGCGACGCGUCCGUACGCAGAGAGGCGGCCCUGGGCGUGAACGAGGUGAUCCGCGGGCUGGAGCGUGACGAGCUGAGCCUGGUGCUCGUGUGCGGCACCGCGCGUCCCCCUCUUCUGCCGCGACUCCUGGCCGCGCUGUGCGCCAGUCGCGCGGUGCCGGCAGCGCAGCUGGGAGCGCUGAGCGCCGCCGUGGCGCCUCUGCUGGGGCUGCGCUCCGUGCUGGCGCUCGGGGUGCGUAGGGACGCGCCGAGGCUCGCCAAGGCCGCGGAGCGAAUCGCCCGGAGGCUGCCGCCGCUCCGCGCGCCUUGGCUGAGCGGCGAGGCGCCCGGCGUUGGGACGGCCGCGUGCGUGGAUGUCGGGGUCGGUGCGUGCCGCUUGCUGCCGUCGAACGUCAAGAGGCUCGUGUCGAAUCCCGCUCGCAGGAAGCGCAAAAGGAGUUGAGGUCCCGAGUUUGGGACUUCUCCCCGCCCGCGCCCCGCUGUGGUUGUGUGAAGCGAAACGGGCAGCGGACGAACCGGGCGGUACAGCUUCACUCGAGGCGGACAGCGGGGUUCAUCCCGUGCGGCCAAAGCGGGGGACCACUUAUCGGAGGAUUGGAGAAGCGCCCUGUUAUACAACAUCGAAUUGAAUUAAGUUCAGGUGCGCGCAAAGAAAGUCGUGCAAGCCUACGUGUUAAACAACGCGUCUGCCUAAGUACUGUUUACACGACGUGUACGUGGUUUAGCGCAUGGUUUUUUUUUACCAACAAUAAACCACUCCCACCUAAACUGCGUUCUAAUUGAAAGUUUAGAGAAAUGGUUUCAGCGUAAGUUUUAUUUGGUCGAAUGGUUUGCAGUAACCUGUUUUAACAUCAUCCGUGUGAUUUCAAAUCGGAGACGCGUUCCUUAGUAAAGUCAGCUUUGAGACUGGCGAUCCACUAAACUUAUUCUGGUUUGCUUGGAAAAUACCUUUGUAUUUAAUCGGUGUUGACAAUGGUUGUAAGCUGUACAUUUGCAUGUUACCGUGAAAGUGCUAAUGUAAUAAAAUGCUGUCUAAAUGCACCGUC